AUGGAUGACGACGUGGAGGUCGAAGAUUUCGAGAUCACCGACCGCGACCUAAUGGAGGGUUUCGGUUUGGGAUUUAGAAGACAUAGAAUGACAAGAGAAGAAGCGAUUUAUGGAAUGUGGGCUGAGAGAGACUCAGAUGAUGACGAAGGACCUCGUGGAUACUCGAAGAAAAGAAGGAAAGAUUACACCAAGCCACUGAAUUUUGUGAGUGGUGGGAUUGUUCAGAAAGGAAAAGAUAAGGACUUGGACGAUGAUGGUACGAAUUUAGUUAGCGUAUUUUUAUUGUAUACUUAUAAAAACCUCUUAAAAAUACUGUUAAUUAUCUUGGCAAGAUUUCUGUAUAACCCUAUACAUAUAUUAUGCAUGCAACAAUUUCACAAAUAGUUUUGGAACAUGAAUACAGUCAUGUAACCUGUAUGGGGUUAUAUGGAAAUCUUACCAUUAUCUUCACCAAGCAAGACUGAUACAACAAUAACAACUUUACAGACUUGCCAACCUCCAAAAGGCAAAAAAUGUGAGAUUCUGAAGUUUGAGCUGGAAAAAGUAGUGAGAAAUGGGUAAAAAGUCCUGAGAUGUUCCAAAUUUCCUAGUCUAAUGACUUUCUGUGGGGAUUAUGGGUGUUGGAAGUCACAUAUCACUUUAAAGCUGUAGCAGUAAAUAUCACUAUGAAAUUUAUGAUUUAGGUUUUGUAAUUUCUUGCUUAAACUUGACACGCAAUUUGCAACAUUUUUAAAAAUACAUACAACAGGGACCAAACAUUUGUAAAGGCAAAAGUCAGGAUUAGUGAAGGUUCAAGGUCAUUUUUAGAGGAGAAACUUGUACUGCACUGCAGCAGAAGAAUUACAAGACAUUUGUGCUUGUUUGUUUACUUUUUAUCAAUGGUAAUUUUUAGCUGGGGGCUGAUGGCUAAAAUUUUUUUUAAAAAAAAAAGCACAGAAUGAGGUGGGAAUUUUGUUUGCUGUUCAAACUUACCUGUUAAAUGGGUGGAUAUGUUUCGAAAGCACAAAUUUUGUUUCAUCAAAAAAGAAAGUGGGGCUUGCAAAAGCCAUUUGUUGCAGUCCGCAGCUGGUACUUUGUGAUCCUCCAUACCAGAGUACGGUCUGUUUGAUGAAUUUGUUUCUUGUGAGAUCAGUCAAGUGACAAGCUCAUUAUAUUUCUCGACUUGACUCUUGAUUCGCGAAACUUGAGAAUCGAUUCUCAAGCCUCGAGACUUGAUUCUUGAAAGUUUUGAGAUUCAAGAACGUAGUCUUGAGAAUCAAGAUGCGAGUGACUGUCAACUUACUUUUGCGGGGUAUUGUAUGUUGCUCCUUUAUCCUGCUUGUUUCAUCUCAUUUUCGCUUACAGAACUUUGUAUAUUAUAUGCUCUCUUUAUGAUUAAAAUUUGGGGCCACAUUACCAUUUUGGGCGACUUAACUAAAAUUUUGGCCAACACACAGGUAACUCUGGUUUUGGGUGACAUAACUUCGGGCGAGAUAUUACAAUUAUGCUGAUAAACAAAAAUUUAUUUGCAGUAAAAGAGAGAGGAGUACAGGCUUCCCCAAGUAAUCAUACAUAAGGGCUACAGAAAAAGUGCAGCCAUAUAUACUUAGGUGAUUAAUUUAUAACUAUUAGGUCAGAUACAAUAUUGCCUGACCACUGACCACUAUUGUCAAUCGUUGUAUUGAUAAUGUAAUAAAUGGAGAGGUAUUACAGUGUGCAAAGAAAGAAGUGUCUGAUAGCCUGGGGCUAGUGGAUUUUUGCUAUUGGGCUAGUGAAUUCUCUUAUUAACUUGCCCGAUGGGCAAGUGAAUUUUUUUGAGGAAUUCAAAUUACAGAAGAACUGUGAAAUCAAUCUGCUCAUUAAAACGUUUUUGGGGUUAGCUGAAAUGAUAUUUGGGCUAGUAAAUAUUAGCUUCAGCUCGCCCGAAUGGCAAGCUAUAAAAAUGACUUUCUUUGCACCCUGGGUAUUAGCUCUUUCUCACAAUAACAACAUUGUUGGAAUUUUUUUUGUCAGAUACUGCAAGUGUUGGCAGCAGUGCAAGUGAGAGAGGUCCUGGAUCAGGGAGAAGUUCUCCUGUUGUGAAAGACAAAAAGCUGUUUAAAAGCACAGGUGUCAAGAAAGAUGUCAGCUCACUGGGUUAGUUUACAAUGAUUAGAUUUAAUUUUGUAAUACAGUAGAACAACGUUAACUCAAACUCUGAAGGGAAAUGAAAAACAGUUCUAGUUAGCAGGGAAUUUGAGUUAUCGCGGUAAAUUUCACUGAAAUUUGAUCAAAGGAAAAGAAAUUUAGUUUGAGUUAGUGGGAUUUCGAGUUAUCUGAGUUCGAGUUAUCGAGGUUCCACUGUAGUUAGUUAUUCAUUUAGUACUGUUGCAUCGAGAGUUGUGCAUGCCAGUAUACUUUACUACACUCAAGCAGUCUGAUCAAUGAUACACAUGUAGCAUGCAGAAAUGGGAGUGUUGUUCUUGAAAGUGGUCAGUUGUACUAGUUAACUUGUAAUCUAAUACUCUACAGUUGGAAUGGUAUUAUUGAAAUUUUUAACAACAAUAACAAUUUAUUAAGGUAGUUCCAAUGAGUUAUAUGGGCGCAGUGUUAGGGUUGAAAUUUUUGUUGUCUUGUCUGGAUUAGGCUUACCGGUACAUACAAAAUGUCUCAUUGCUUGCUUUAGUUAUUAGCUCCUUAGAGUAUAGACUGACAUCUUUCUUGUAGUAACUGCAUUGUAUUCAUUGUAUUCAUUCACCUGUUCUUGUCUUAGGUUAAAAGCAUAUUAAUUUUAUUGAUUGUUUACUCUUUAGGAUCACAAGUAUUUGCUAACAAAGUGCGCAAGGCUGGAAAGUAAGUUGUCUCUUAUAAUGCAGUAAAAUCCUUUUAAGUUACUAAUAUUGUGUAUAUGUUACAGGUCAAAAUUAAAUUCAGGUUAAACUCAUCGCUAAUGAUGAGCUUGGGAACUGGUGCCUUAAAGGUUAGUGGGGGGCCAAAUGCAAUAAGCAGAGAGGAGGUAUCCAUGGCAACCCUGGAAGCGGGAACCACCCCAGGAGCAGCCACUAACCGGCACCGUCACACUGAAUAAAUUCAGUGGAGAUACUUACCUAAGAGAACACUUACCUGAGAAAAUACUUACCAAACCACCAGGCAGGGAGGGAGGAGAGGGAGCAAGAAUCCGCAAUGAUUCGCAAGAAGGCAAACAUUGAUCCGCGACUAUCAGCAAGAAUCCGCACUGAUUUGCAAGAAGGCUAAGAAAUGAUCCGCUACAAUCAGCAAGCAAAGAUACAAUGCAAAGCAACACUAGCAACAGGGCACACAAGGAGCCAUGCAAUUCCCCGCGGGCCGCCCCGUAGGUCACAUACUGAAGUGGGAGAAGACUGCUGGCCAACUCGCUCGAGCUUAACUUUGCCUAAAUGAUAUUUAGCCACAUUUAAAUUUUUUUAACCUUGGUUGACUCUCAAUUUUCUUUGUCUCCUAGCUCUGAUUAUUCAUAUUGUAGGGUUUUGUAUAAUGAUUCUGUUUGGUCUUUUUAAUUUUCUCGGAAAGUAUUCUCUUAAUCAGUUUGCAUUGUCUACUUUCUUAUAUAUAUUUUUUUGUUUUUGUUUGUUUUAUUACAGGGACAUAGGUUCUUGGGAAAGACACACCAAAGGAUUUGGUAUGAAAAUGCUUCAACAGGUACAGGGCACUUGUUGCUACUUAUAGGAUAUUUUUUGAGUAACACCAAGUUUGAUUUUGAUCACAAUGUGCAUGAACACAGAUUACUGGCAGGGUUCAACGAAAAGCUGAAUCUGUGAAUGAUGUGCGUUGGACAAGAAGGUUAAUGAUGGUGUCUGAUGAUAACAGAGGUACUGUUGUGACCAACAACAAGUAUCUGUCUUUGAAGAGCAUCUAUCUUAUAGAGAGUCAAAAAUGAUGAAAAAUGAGUGGGAAAAAGUCUUAGUGUCUUGGAAAGCUGCCCGCCUCAGUUGAAAGAGCUGCCAGUCUUUUGUGCCGGAGGUCGUGAGCUCACUUUGGCAUGGCUGAGUUCAAGCUGUCAAUAAAAUGCUGUUGUGAUUGAAACCUUGUCUGAAGUGAGUUGAUUGCACUGUUGGGUAGUGGCAGUUUAAAACCAUUGACCUUGUUUCCCCCAUCCUCAUAUGCGAUGUAAUUUGUACAUAUAUCAAGAAGAAGACAGAAAAGAACCCAAUUCUUUGUUUGGAAAGAGAUGUAGCAGACAUUCACCCCAGUGUGAUUGACUUAGGCCAUUGUUGGACUGGGAGGGCAUAGAUUACACAUGUACGUGUGGGCUGAUCUCACCUGUCUAGUUCCUUUUUCAUUCAGCCAGCUGUUAAAAGACAGGAAGCUUGCCCUGGUUUCUCUGUAUGGUUGUUUUCUUAUAAUACACCAGUACUGUAGAGGUAUCCAUCAAGAGACACUUGACUGUGUAGUCUUACCUUAGAAACUACAAGUGUUUACACUCAGUCUCAUUUUUUUUUGUAGAUGGGUUAUGAGCCAGGAAAAGGUUUAGGAAAGGAAGGCCAGGGUAUUGUGCUACCAGUAGAGGCUUUCAAGCGUGAAGGGCGCGGAGCUUUGGGAAGUUAUGGUCCAGAAAGAACCAAGAAAGCUCAAGAGGUAAGGAGGGCUUGUGUGCAUAAUAUUAUUACUGUAAUUGUUAUUUUUUGGCCUGUUUUCCAGUCCUGUCAUGACAGCUCUGGUAUUCAUCUUGCUUUAUCAUAAUAGUUUCAUAGAAACUAAAUUUUUUUUUAUUUACAAUAAUAACUGUUUUUAUAUUCUUUCAUUUUCACUCAGUCGUGGCCUCAUUAUGAUGAAGAAGAGGAGGAAGAGGAGAAAUUCAGGGAACAACUUCAGCAGUGGAAAAAGACAGAUGAGGUAAUACUGCCUUGAUGUCUUCAUGGUUAAUUUUGUCUUAUUAAUAUUGGCAAUAUCAAUCAAUUAUUUAAGGUUUUCACAUUUCUCCAGAGUGAAUGAUCUUUCAUGUUCAAGUGGUUUUUCAGUGUAAAAUUGAAAUCGAAUUAACUGUGACAAAGAAAUCGUCUCUUGACUUCCUUUCAUUUUACCCAGUCAGGACAACUGCAGCAGACGUGUUUAAAAAGAAUCUGGUGAAUUUGUGCUAGUAACAAUAGUUAAUAUAUAAAAUGCAAGUAUGCCAAUAAGACCAGCCACAGAGCGAUGAUUUCUAAUUUUUGAAAUCUCUAGAUAUUGAUGUAAUUUUGUGAUUGUUACAGGCAGUUAAGUUACAUUUAAUUUUCAAUCAAAUUAGUGAAGCAAGCCAGAGACCAGAAAUGUUGACUCAAUAUCUAAUUCAAGAACUCAGUUUUGCUGCAAGAAGCUUGUAUAUUUUUUAACACAGACAAAACACCUAAUGUGCAAACUAACAUUAUCUAUAGGCACUGGAAAGGUCAUGUCCUGACUUAAAAAGUUUCGCUCUGGAAGUAAAGGGUUUUUGACACUAGUGACAAAGUCAGUGUUGGAGUGGUAAUCUGAAGCGUAGAGCUUUUGAUCCAGUGGAAACAGUGUUCUGAUUCUGCUUACGGCUCAUCGCUUACGUUCCACUUAUGAUCUAAUGAAACCCAGAUUGGUGGAGUCGGAAGCAUGAGCAGGAGAACUAAACAAAUCACAAAGUGUGGGAACAUGCAUUGUGAUUGGUUUAUCCUUCCGCUUCUGCUUCCGACUCUGACAAUCUGGUUUUCACUAGAUCAUAAGCAGAACAUAAGUGACGGAGUCAGAAGAAAUGGAAACGUUCUGAUUCUUCUGACUCUGUCCAGUUCUGUCAUGCUUACUCCAAUUUUUGAUUUUCACCACGUCAUAAGCGCUCUUACAGCUGCCCUUAUGACUCCAACUCUGCCUCUGUCACAAGUGAAAAUCAGCCUUAAGACAAGCUUGUCAAAAAUUAGUGGCCUAUAAUUGUUGACAGUUUGUUUUUAGCACUCAAAACGUCAGCCGGUCAUAUUUGUGUGUUAAUUUGUGAGGGCAAAAGAUGAUUCAUUGGCUUUGGCUUUAUGAAGCAGCAUCUUCUUGUGCUUCAGGCAUCUCACAGCUUCACUACUCACCCUUUGCACUUGUACCAACCCCCUUACUUUGACGAUAAAUGAGAUGCUGCUUGCAGUUAAAAGAUUAGCUUCAAUCAAUCCAUCAAUCAAUCAAUCAAAGACUUAAUUUAACUUCAAAUUAGUUGAUGGCAAAAUUGCUAAUAUCUCCAAAAUUAUUCAUCAAAAUUAUUAGAAUACGUAAAUACAUAUAUGUACACGUAUAAAUGAAUAAAGACAUAAAAAUCAAAUGAGAAAAAACUGAAUAUUGUGAGUAAAAUAAUUAAUUAAAAACAUGCACGUAUGUAGAAAUAAUUCCAAGAAAUUAAAAUUGCUCACAAAAAGAACAUCAUUCACUAUCCAGUUGAACAGUUUUUAAUGCAGUUUUAAAAAGCGGAAAGAGAAGCAGACACAUAUGUUAUCCGUAAAUGAGUUCCAUAAGUUGCUAGCGUGUUAUCAAAAUGAAUAAAGACCACACUUAGUCGUAUUUACUUAUUAUAAUAAAUAAAGAAGGUGACUUUCUUUGUAGCUAAUUCAUGUCUCAAUGGUUCCUCAUUUUUGAUUCUCAGGGCUACUCAAAGCCAAAAUAUGUUUACAAGACUGCAGAUGAAGUCAAGGUACAGUUUUCAGGGUAUAUUAAGUUCUGGAUGCUAUUCAAUGAUUCCAACUCACUUUAAAAAUUGAAGAAAAUGAUGUGCCUAUUGUAAGUACAUUACCCCCCUUAAAUAAUGUGAGUUUUUUUGCUGUCAGAAAAAUACCAAAAAAAUCUUAUUCUGAGUCAUAUAGGAUAUCUCUUUUGGAAUCAAAAUUCAACUCUUUUGUAUCUUGGUCUUGUUUGCUAAUUGAAGUUCUUUGAAAUUAACUCUUUGUUAUCUUGGUACUCUUGCAUUUGAACCAUUCACUUUGAUUGGGAUAAUCAAAACGUAGGACGAAAACUACUAAACGAUGUUUGCCCACAAUAAUACGGUGCCCCACAAAUGUGUCUAUGUUACAAGUUAAAAUUAAAUUCAGGUUAAGUUUUUUAUCCUAGGUUGAUUCUCUGUUUGCUAGCCCUAAUAUUAGAAUUAGGGCUAGGUAGCCUGCGAGCAAGCUCUCUCGUUUGGAUGAGUGAAGCGAGCCGCGCGAGAACGCUUUCACGUCUCGUCUUGCGUGCCUCUUGCGCGUUUACGUUUCAUGAUAUCCCCCAAAUGGAGAGCUUGUUUGCAGGCGAGGGUUAGGAGACAAAAGAAACUGCGGAUCAACUUAGGUUAAAAAAUUUUAAUCUGGAUUUAAUUUUGACCUGUAACAUCUAUAAGACGUAAACUGCAAAUUAAUUAUUGACAUGUGACAUACUGUAUAAUUAAACCCUCCAGUCAUGGCAUGAUACACGUGUUAAAAACUGUCGUAACAAAUAAUUUUAUUUCUCCAAAAUAGUCAAAAAGUAUGAAUGAAAACUUUUCAAUAUACUGUAAUUAAUAUUUAAAAAAAUAAUAACUUUGUGUAUUUCUGAAUUAAGGGCAAAAUGAUACAAAAUUCAUCAGGCUAUUGAAAUACAUGGAUUAUUUUAUGUCCUCUUUUACUUUAUAUAACUGUGCUUGUAAGAGAGUGCUGUUUGUGUGGCCUUUAAUAACUAAAGUUUUGUUUAUUUGCUUUCAGGCUUCGGGAGGAAGCAAAAAGGGACCAUCCAUAUCUCUGAAACACAGCAAGAUAAAGGUUAUUGUUUUUAAUUAUUUUGAGGCGAUUUUACUAUUGCAUUUUUUUGUACGACUCAAGCAUGUUUUCUGUGAUGUUUUGUUUUAGGUGGUGGACAUGACAGGACCUGAGACUAAAAUCCUGACUGGUUAUGGCUCCCUUGCUCAACAACAUGCCAAACCUGGAGAAGUUCCUCCGACGACAUUAGGUGCAUGAUGACUCCUACACUUUAUAGAGUAAAUAAUUAUUAAUCUACUCGCCUUGGAAAAUAUUGCCAAAAAAACUCUGUUUGAGGCUUGUUGAGUUGUUUUCUGGUCAGUAUCUGGCUGAAAAGAACCAAAACAGCCCAAACGUGUACAGGUUGAGCACUACACUGCAUCUUGUCUCUGAUGCUAAAUUGCAGCUUCUGAAGUUUUUGCAGUUUCAAUGGAAUUUUGUGGUUGACCUAAGAUGAGUUGUAAUUUUGACUGAGUUGUGCUCUUUUUUAGCUGAAUAAUGCUGAUGAAAGCUUGUUAAGCUGUUUUCUGGUCACUCUCUAGCCAAAAAGAACCAAAACAGCUCCAAAACGUUUGCUACCUGUAGUUGAGCACUUCAUUGCCUCAUGUAACUUCCUGAUGCUGAAUUGUAGCUUUUGAAGUUUGAGCUUGUGCAGGAGGCAGAAUUUCUAAGGCUGUGCUCUUAAGAAAUACAUUGUAUUGUAGGGCACCUAGUGCUCUGAACGUGUGAAAUCCAGGGUGCCCAACAUAUGAUUUCUAUAUAAAAAAAACUAGUUUUCUAGUCAUCCGUGAGCAAAAAUUAGGUGCCAGGGCUACCGGGCGCUGCUAAAACACAGCGUGUUGAUUUCAUUGGAAUUUUUAGCAUUUUUCUCUGGCCUGUUUGACUGAGUGGUGUUCAUUUGUAUGUUUGGUUAAAAAGAUCUUUUCCCUGCACAAGUUAAAAGUCAAGGCUGUCAUUGACCAUUAAAACCUAUCAGGUCACAAGUAGUACAAAGAAUGAGCCUGGAUUUGCAUAAGAGGUUCCAUUGUGAAUAGGUUAAUACAUUAAAAAUACAAAUAUCUGAUUUUCACUUUUCUUUCUUUCCUAUUGUAACUGAAAGGUGGGUGAAAAAAUCCCCUGGUGUCUCUCAAUAAAUUAUUGCCUCUUUUUGUAUUCUGGUAACGAUGUGGCUAUUAUUGGUUUCAGUUCGAGAUACAGAGGCAGCAUUUUCCAUGCCUGAACUAACCUACAACUUGAAUCUGCUGAUUGAUAUGGCAGAGACUGACAUUAUUCAAGCAGACAGACAGUAAGUUAUUGUUCAGUUAGUAUUGUUCUAUAGCCGUAAUGUAAGCGUAUGUACAUUAUCCAUAUAUCAGUGGGAUGACAUCUAGACCAUUCACAAUCCCCUAUUUUUCCAUAAGAUCGUCAGGAUUGAGCAACUAAGUACCCUUACGGGUGGCCAUCUUGGCUUCAAAUGAUCCGAGUCCAGCUUGGGGCUGAGUGUUAAAUCUACUUAGGUAGUGGGGGAUGGUACAAACGCCUGUCCCCGCCUGCUCCCCCCUCUGUACAUUUGAAACCAAGAUAGCCACCUUAAACGCAAAGCACAUGAUCUUGAAGAUCAUGAGAAAAUUAAAAUAGAUGACUGUGGACAGUCAAGAUGAGUUCCUGAUUGUUUUACAGACUAAAGUAUGAGCGAGAUCUCGUCGUGAAUCUUAAACAUGAGGAGGAGAAGCUUACAGCAGUGUUGGAGCGGGAAGAAAAGGACAUCAAAAGAUUAAUGGAUGUUAUCAAUAUGAUAGAUAGGUAAAUCAGACUUAUCUGUUAAGCCCUAGUUUCAUGCCUUUGCUUCUCCUCGUUUUGUGCGUGGGUGUCAUCUACUUUUGAUAUCUGUUAGGCCCUGUCCACACAUAUCCUGAUAUUUUGAAAACAGAGAUUCUUUCUGCAUUUCAGUCUUCCAUUCAGACAAAAAAAGGCACCAAAGAUGCGGGUUUUUCAAGAACGGUCCCCAUAGUGGAGAUUUUUGAAAAUGCCAGCUUCUCGUUUACGUGUGAAAGGAUGAAAACAGAGGUUUUGAAUACGAUGAUGUCAUACAUCAUUACUACUGGCAUAACGCAUGCUCUUUUGCUCUGUUCCAAGUGUUUUCUUAUGUACAGGCCAAAACAAGAAAGAGUUUAAGCUUCACUUACACGGCAAAAGGCAGACGUCAGAUUCAAGUUCAGAAUUUCUCAAAAUAGAAAAUGAGCAGAUAAAAACAGCUCAAAACAAUUCUUAUGGAUAAAAAAAUGCGUGAAACUACUAAUUUAGGUGUAGAAAUAAUGAACAGUAAACGACAAGUAAAGAGGAACCUUGGUCACGUGGUACAAAUUCGCGUUUGACGUAAAAGUGAUGCUUAACCUCUCUAAUGCAAAUACGCUACAUGUGGACAUGUAUUCUUUUGAAAACAGAGAAGAAAAUCUCCAUUUCAAAAAUAUUUGGAUUGUGUGGACAGAACCUUAGUUUCUUACUUCAGCCCUUCCCUCACACAGUGCUGAUUUUGGAAGAUCAAUGAUCAAUGCUUGCAUUACAGAUCUUUGUGAAUCCUUCAUGUACAAUGUAGCCCUGGUGCCUAUUAAAAUCCAUAGUAAAUUUAUUAUUAUGUCGUGCAUGUGUUGGAAGUUAUAAUCAUGCCGGUGUGAUGGUACUGGGUGAUUGAGGGGGGAGGCGAGGGGGAUUGGGUGCCAUGGUCAUCGGCUUCGAAGGCCCUUUAUACCUAGCUAGUAACCAAGGCUUUAUCACAUUGAUAGGCACCAGUUUCCAAGCCAUCAAUGAGAUAGUUUAGAUUAGAGUAUGUAGAUGUUUAAUUAACCCUUUGUUCGUUGUAACCUUUGUUAUCUGACUAUCUGACAGGUGUCGACAACAGUCAUUGUCACCAGAUGAUGAUACUCUCACACUUGACAAGUGUGAAGAAAUUUUUAAUACUUUGCAAGAAGAUUAUUAUGAGGAAUUUAAGGUAAUACUAUCUUUUUGCUUUGGUAUACCAAACAUUAGUAUUCUGAUAGCCUUACACAAUGCUCAGGAUUCGCCUUGUUUUUUUUGUUCAGCAUAACUUAUUAUGUCUUAUUUUAACAGAUGUACGACUUGGCAUCCCUUGCUGAACCGCUUGUUUUCUCUUUGGUAAGACGCAAAUCUGAGAUUAUUUACACCUUUUAUGUAACAUUAGAUGAACUGGCGAUUCCUAUUCACGUCAAGUAUUUUUUGGCUAGAAACAAAAUUUGUCACACAACUUGUUACUCCCAUGACCUGAUACAUGAAUGUCAGCCAAUAAAACUGAAGAUUUUGCUAGAUGAUGGUAGUAGAAGAAUUACUUAUAAUAGUAGAUUCACUGAUCAACCAUUUCAUGCUCUCAGCCUGUAGUAUGAAGACAUUUAACCGCGGUAGGACAUGCUGAGUUGUUAGAGCGCUUGACUGCUGAGAGGGAGGUCGCGGGUUCGAUUACUGGGAUGGGAUCAAUAUUCAGGGAUCUUGAUAAAACGGAGAAAUGAAGGCAAGACUUUUACCUGGCUCACGUGAAAAAUAGUACUUUGGUGCUAAAUACAUGGACAGGUGCUUUUUUACUUUAAUGGUUUCACAUGGUACCAUUGGUUUGUUUUGAUGUUAAGUCAUUGAGCGGUACCCUUUCCAUUCAGUCAAGUCAAGGCGCAUCAGUUCCUGCCUGAGGGAUCGCUAACAAUCUAUUUGAUAUUCCACACAAGGAGUUAUUGCAGUCCACCAAGCUGUGUUUAUUUAUUUAUCAGGAGAGUAGCGUCCAUAUACGCACAUACGUUCGUGCGUACAGCUGAAAUCUUGUAUUCCUGAAUUCAUUGAUAUCAUUAAAUCGGGAUGACUNGAUCGCUAACAAUCUAUUUGAUAUUCCACACAAGGCGUUAUUGCAGUCCACCAAGCUGUGUUUAUUUAUUUAUCAGGAGAGUAGCGUCCAUAUACGCACAUACGUUCGUGCGUACAGCUGAAAUCUUGUAUUCCUGAAUUCAUUGAUAUCAUUAAAUCGGGAUGACUAAUAACUUUAAGCCCCAUUUAGGUAAUUAACUGGUUGACUGACUGACUUGGUUUGAUUUGACCUGCAGCUGAGGAAACAUUUCGAAGGGUGGCAACCUCUUGCUGAUCCAUCUCAUGGUUUUGAAGUCAUGAUUCGAUGGCGAGAAAUACUGGAAAAGAAAGAAGCAGAAAACUCCGCUUUCACUCUGACGCUAGCACAAGGACUGAGUCAUGGUGAAGAGAAGUAUGUACUCAGUAACCUGUUCUAUGAGCAUCCAAAAAAAACCUUUUGCUACAAGAAUAGAGACCAAUUAAGGCUGUGCUCUAUCCCUUUUUUGAAGUGGAACUUUAAUACAGGGGAACCUUGAUAUAACGAACCUCUACAUAACGAAAUCCUCGGUAAAGCAAACGAUUUUCUUAACCCCAGUAGUUGUUAAACAUGUGGAAAGAACCUUGAUAUAACGAAACUUCGGUAUAGCGAAAAAAUUUUGCCAUUCCCUUGGCCCUUCGUUGUAUCGAGGCUCCACUGUAGAUGAAGUGGAAUACAUUAGCACUGAUGAUGUCAUAACCUUUUUCUCUUGAAUAAAAUGCGGGGGAAUCUCAUUAACAUAAGGUCAUGUACUAUUUGGACACUUUUCUUGAAGAUUUUGACGAAUUUGAAGUUGUAUUUCUUGUUUUUAAGGAUGAAGAUGUAUGACCGACUCGUGUGGGAAGUGUGGAUGCCAUUCCUUCGCUCUGCUAUAUGGUAUGUUAUGUAUCUACAUUAGUUACCAUACUUUUGAUAUUCAGUUGUCUGUUGAAGGCCAGCAUAAAUAUCUACAUUUCACUGCUUAUGAAACUAAGAGAAAGGUAUCUAAAUCUAAGGCUAAUACUGUGCAAAUCUCCCACAUGGGAUAAUUAUGCAGAGAGAACAGUUAGCGGUUAUUUAGUCAUAGCAUAUCAUAAGUAAGCUGAGCGUGAUCGUCCGGGUGAACGUAGUCCUGAAUAGGACUGUUGUUGACAGUGACUGACUUUUCGACAACCUGUGCGGUAGUCAUUUUCAGAGUCAAAGUGAGUUGUAUCACGUCAGUUGAUGGUAUUAAACGCUGGUUAUUAACCUGAUUAGACCUGAUUAAUCGCGAUUUAGCAGUUUUCGUCUGCAUAUUUCAUAUUGUAAUGCAUAUUAUAUGUUGUAUUUAGUUCAUGGAAUUGUCGAGAUUAUGACCCAAUGGUUAGCCUUUUAAAUGUGUGGACCCCAGUCUUCCCUCAGUGGAUCACGGACAACAUCAGAGAUCAGCUGAUUAUACCGCGACUACAGGUCAGAUAGAGACUGAUAUUAGUGGAGUUCUCGCGCGCGGCGGCGCACCUUGGGCAAGAAAAUUUGGUUUUCUGUGCUUCCACGAAAUUUUGGUCGUAGAAAACCGUCCGUACGUACUGCGACCGCGAUUUCUUGUAUUGGAAACAUUAUCACUUGUUUGCCUUCUGGGAAACCACGUGACAUUGCUUUUAUCCCAUCAGUCCUUAAGCGCGUGCAAAGAUGGCGGAUAUCGUGAAUACGGUCUAUUGAUGCCCAAUAUGUCAAGGGUAUAAAGUUUAAUUUGGAAGAUUGUGAAGGGUACAUAUAAAGUGAUGUGUCGCAUAGCACCGUUAAACAAAUGAGGAAAAAGAAGAAUUCAAUUGACCACUCCAGAAAAUACCGUAACAUAUAAGCAUUGUCUUCAGUUUCUCUUGGGAGUUAAAAUGGCCCCUAGAGAAACUGAAAACAAUGCUUAUGCAAAAGUUGGGGGUUACAAACAAAGAGCAUUAUGGUAUGUUAUGGUAUUUUCUGGGAGAGGUCAAUUGCUUCUUAUAACCACAAACCCCACUGAGCGAUGGAGUUAGGGGGCCACAGAGGCAAGUAUAAAACCUUUUGUCCUCGUUGAGUUUAUUCUGAUAUCCUUAAUACGAUAUCAAUGCGAUGGACGUCAAUUGUAUUGAUAUCAACAGAGAAAGGGACACAGCGUGAUGGCUCAGCUGUUGUGGUAGUGUGGAGCUGGGGGAAAUGUCGAAAGAUUUCAUAUGUUAUGUGAGACGAAAUAGAAGCCUUUAGAGCUGGCUUUUUGAAAUGAAAGCUCGUUACGUUGAUCUCGGCUGCCAUUUUUUUAAGCCCGUGUUCCUCUCCCUUGGAAUCAGUUUUGGGACUCGCUCCAACUCUCUGUCAGUUUCAACUUCCAAGAUGGCGGGAUUGCAUUAGUCUUAAGAAUAGAAUCAUCGCUUGCACGUCAAAAUACGCCUGCUUUGCACGCUAACGAAGUAACUGACCUAUUGCCCUAAAAUCUUCGAAAAUAAACAAAAUUACCACUAGCUCGAAGGAUAAAAUCUGCUAUUUAUGAAGAAUAUUUGCUGGAAUAAACAUCCCUUCAUAUUCUGGAACGACCGAAGAACAGGCAAAUGUUUUGAGGACGAAAACUUUUUAAAGCGGUAAGAAUUAGCAACCUAGUUUCCAGGGUCUUUUGGUUUUCUAAUAUGGCGGCGACAGGCCAAGAGAAGACCCUGGGAACGAGGUUGACAUUUUAGCUGGGAAAAAGUUCGAAUGUCUUGAAUAAUAAAGCAAUUAUUGGAUUUAGCUAAACAACGCGUUAUUACGAACGCAAGGGAAAAGUCUGCCAUGGUUGCAAAACCCUUGUUUGUUUUUUAUGUUGUGUUGUGUUCAGGCGGAAGUAGAUUUGUGGGAUCCAUUAACAGACACUGUCCCAGUACAUGCUUGGAUUCAUCCAUGGCUUCCUCUAAUAGGUGAGGUUAUUAUUAUGAAUUGUGUAGAGUGCAGUGAUCCCUCAAGAAAGUAGCUGUAGUAAGUCCUUUUGCGUUGCGCAUGCGCGGAAAAUUUUGAAACUUACCACAAGUGAAAGAACUUUACAGGGGACAAAGUAAACUUCUAACAAUAGUUUACCCAGACGGGUAAUGAAUAAUUUACGGUUGUAAAGAGUGUCCGCGAUAGGUUACUUUUCAAUGCAGUGAAACUUGGGCCUAGUAUAGGCGUGCGUAUGGAUAUAUGAGUAGAACGCGAUCUUAGUGGACAUCAAGGAAUCGAAAGCAACUCACAAAAGCUGUUGUAGUGUUUCCCUUGUGCGGUUCAUUAGUUUAGUAAUUUUUUUGGGGAAAUCAAUCGAUAAAUAAAACGGUUGAAGUUUUUAAGUUCUGCUAUGUACCGGUCUUUCUCUGGACCCUUAUUUGAGCGUAAUGAAAAUUCUUCUCCAUUUUUAGGUGAACAUCUUGAGCCCCUGUACCAACCAAUCAGAUUCAAGCUAGCCUCUGCACUCACUAACUGGCACCCCUCUGAUCCCUCAGCAAAGAUGAUCCUAGAACCGUGGACCAAGGUACUUUUCGCGUUUUUAAGUCUCAUCCCGUCACGGAGCCUUUCUUUCGCUUGCUCGAUUAUAGCUGCCUCGUCCCCAGUGGCUCGUGAUCGCUUUUUUUUGGGGNGCUUCAAAACUUACAUGGCCUCACAAGUCACAUGAAUGUGCCCUUAAGUUAACCGAUUUGUGGAUUAAAAGUUUAUUGUUUGAUUUGAAUUAUAAACUUAUUGAUUGGAGCUUCGCUUUUAGCCCUGGAUAAAUCUAUAUAUUAAGUCACUGCCAGUGGGCGCUUUUUUUUUUGGGGGGGGGGGGUGGUGGGGGGAAGGGAGUUUCAGCAAAGACGUUUUUGAGGGAUGCACGUUAACCGGAAGUGAGUCAUUUUCGCUUUCCAUAUGACGUGACGCUACCAAAUUUGUACUUCUAAGUGUGUUUUCUCUCAUAGAGACAAUUUGCCCUAAAAUUUGCUCAAAAGCACGCCCCAAGAUUGCAAACCCUCCACUUCCGGUUGACGUGUAUCGCUUAAAAACGUGGUUGUUAAGACCACCUAAUUAUUAAGGAAAGCGGGGUGUUCCCAUUACCCCGCUCUCCUUUGUCUCCCGCUCCCGCGCCGCUAGCUUGUUUCGUGAAUCCCACAAGCUUUGGGAAAGCCUAUGGUUGAGGCAGCGAUUUUGGCGUACUCGCGAAGGUCUCUGUAUGAGUCAAGCACGUUCUUUGUUGAGCGUGCGCGGUAUGUUGCUAGGAUGUAGUUUCGAACUAUUAUGCAAAAUCUCAGUAAACAGUUGUUCGCCUGUGUUAUUUCAUGAAAGCUCUUUUCCAUAGUUUUAUCACUGCACUUUUGUGAACAGGUUUUCUCCAAAGGAACCAUGGACGCAUUCAUUCUUCGCUCAAUUUAUCCUAAACUGUCCCAGUGCCUUGCUGAGUUCAUCAUCAAUCCUCAUCAACAACACUUAGGUAUGAAACCACAAAAUAUCAAUUCUCCUUGCUGAGUUUCACUUGUCGUUCACCAGUGCGGUAUGGUGUACUUAUAAAGCGGCUCUGUCACGGUUGCCCAGUUUAUUUUGUUUUCUAAUGCCAUUUACGAGUCCUUGUUCUCUAUAAAACUUGAUAAAUUACCUGUGAAUGACAAAAUCACAUCUUUUGUGUCAAACAAAGAAUGUCUCCAAAGCAUCAUAUCAAUCGUUACAACAACAAUAAUGAACUUUGAAAAACUGUUGGGCUAAAAAAAACCACAGAUUCAAUCCGUUUCAAUCUUCUUCAAGUUUGUCCAUCAGUGCCUCCUUUAUAUUUGCCGUGUCGUUUAUACCUUCUUCUAAUUUUUUUGAGCCGUUAUUUAAUGUUUCACUCAGUUUGGUGGCAGUUUCCUCUCUUAGAACUAUGAUGAAUUUCGUGGCCCAGCUAUGGUAAUCAUGAUUCUCAGCACGUGUAGCCGGUUUAACCCUUUGAGUCCCAAUAGUGACCAACAACAAUUUUCUCCUAACAAUAUCCAUACACUGUCAAGAGACAAAGUUAUGAGAAUUAAUAAAAUGAUCACCUUAGGGAAAAUGCUUUGAUCUUUUAUCAAAUUCUCUCAACUAAUUCUUAAAGGAAAUGUAUGGAGAUCAGUUUGGAGAAUUUGUAUUUGGAUAUUGGGGCUUAAAGGGUUAAUAUCAUUUUUAUAUCAUAAGGAGAAAUCGUAGAUUGAUCCGUGUUGUGCUCGCUUGUUUUGCAGAACCUUUUCACUGGGUCAUGGAGUGGAAAGAUAUUAUAACACAGCAACAUUUCGUCAGUUUGUUGGAGAAACACUUCUUUUCGCGAUGGAUUCAGGUUUGUUUUUUGAUUAUGAUGCUGAAGUUGGUGAAUGGUGAAGGAAAAUGCCUUACUAAUCUUAUUUUUUUAUUUUGUCAGGUUCUGCGAGGUUGGCUGAGUGUCAGUCCUAAUUAUGAUGAAGUUAUCCAAUGGUAAAUGAAUUUCUUCCAUCAGUUUUACAUCUUAGAAAUUGAGAUCAAGAAUUGACAAUCGUAGACACGUGGCUAUGGCCUUGGUUGAUUGACCGUUUUCCGGGAAUAAAAAUAAACUAAAAAAUCACUCAUUUUGACGUUGAUUGGCUUUGUAAUAGCUAGAAAUCUGCUUUAAUUAAAAUAUCCCAAUUUUUUUCACAGCAUUUAAAUGGCUCAAAAAUCACGGUACAAGAGCUUUGCAACAAAACUUUUGCAUAUUCUUAUUCCGGAAUAUGAUCAAUCGAACGCACCUCAAGGCUCACUUCUUGAAUUUUUACUUUCUUGUAGUUUGAGUUAAGUCUAUUUCUGUCAAAUCCUUUCCCUUAAUUUCGUUCUCAAGUUUUUCUUUUUCAUCCGACGUAAAGACGAAAAACUGUUGAAGGAUCCAGGGAAUAAGGUCUGCGUCGUCGCGCCCACGACCUCUGCGCAUGCUCUCCUUCGCGUGAACGAUUUCUUGGUGCAUGCCUCAGCACACAAAAUGACAAUGAUUGUCGCUUCUAAGUCUUAACUUUGUGUUCUCUUAUUUUGUGUUCAAGGUAUUCUGGCUGGAAGGGCAUGUUUAGUGAAGACCUACUCAAUAAUCCAAGCGUCAAAGGUUGGUCUUUGUUCGAACAUCUUAUGUGUGCAUUAUCACACCUUAAGUUUUAGGGUGCUUUCCAAAAGUCAGAACUGGUCGGCCGGACCAUUGCCGGACCAGUCAUUUUGACAAUGAAAUAGGAUUUUUCCAAGAGUGUUUUUUAUGGACGCCCAUCUCCUUUGUGCAUACCACUUAAAAUUUAAUUGAUCUGACUGGACUGAUAGUUUUGAUUAAAAGUAAGAUUCUCAAUGCGACAGGAAUUGUCUGGCCAGUCAGUUCUGACAAAUGGAAAGCGCCCUUAGUUUUGAGUGGACUAUAAUCUUUAUUUUUCGUUCCAUGAGCGAUUUAGUUGAAAACAUUAGUCCUUUUGAUUUCCAGUGCACUUCAACCGAGCGCUUGACGUCAUGAACCAGGCUGUGACGUCACCAGGUGGUAUUCUUCAGCCAGGAGCCAAGGAGAAUAUUGCUUAUCUUACCAGCACUGAGAGAAGGUGAGUGGAUGAGUUUCAACUUUAGUUAUUAGCGAAACAUUGUGUAUCUGUAUUUGCUUUUGAUCCACAUUUCCUCGCUUUGCAAAACUGGCACUCUUUUUCUUUGUCAUAAAAUAUAAUUGAUCGACGGAAUUUGAUAAGAAUUUUCUGUGGGAACGCACUUUAUCGCGCUUGGCCUUGUUAGUAUAGCUGUUAGAUAUGAUUAGUUUAUUAAAUUAUCUCUUCUUUCGAUGACGCGCGUGAAUGCGUUGGUUUUAAUUUUACACCACUCCGAUGCACCCCUAAAAAAAUCCCAAAAUACAAAGGAUUCACGAAUUGUUCAUUGGACCGGAUGUGUUGGGUUUCUUCUUUAUGAUAUAUAAUGAUUUAAGCCUAAGUCAAAACAUUGAAAGGAUCAAUUUGUGAAGAGAGGUGACGGCUCUCUAUUUUAACUCCCUUAUUCAUGAGAGCGCAACCAAGAAAAAGUGUAACGUCAGUUUUCUUGAACUUAAUUCUAAUAAAAAACGCCUUGAAUAACUUCUGAAUGAUGAGUAUUUCGAUUAGAAGAAAACCGGUGUCAACUCGGGGGGCAAAUGUCCCAUCCAUGAAGUGUAAAAGUGUAAUAGUUAAAAAAAANUCUUUUUCUUUGUCAUAAAAUAUAAUUGAUCGACGGAAUUUGAUAAGAAUUUUCUGUGGGAACGCACUUUAUCGCGCUUGGCCUUGUUAGUAUAGCUGUUAGAUAUGAUUAGUUUAUUAAAUUAUCUCUUCUUUCGAUGACGCGCGUGAAUGCGUUGGUUUUAAUUUUACACCACUCCGAUGCACCCCUAAAAAAAUCCCAAAAUACAAAGGAUUCACGAAUUGUUCAUUGGACCGGAUGUGUUGGGUUUCUUCUUUAUGAUAUAUAAUGAUUUAAGCCUAAGUCAAAACAUUGAAAGGAUCAAUUUGUGAAGAGAGGUGACGGCUCUCUAUUUUAACUCCCUUAUUCAUGAGAGCGCAACCAAGAAAAAGUGUAACGUCAGUUUUCUUGAACUUAAUUCUAAUAAAAAACGCCUUGAAUAACUUCUGAAUGAUGAGUAUUUCGAUUAGAAGAAAACCGGUGUCAACUCGGGGGGCAAAUGUCCCAUCCAUGAAGUGUAAAAGUGUAAUAGUUAAAAAAAAAAACGCUUAAAAAGCUACAGUCAAACACCGCUUUAGGGACACCCGCUUGAAACAGACACUUCAUUUUGCUUUGUCCCUGGUGAAAGAAAGCCCCCUUUUCCUUAAAUUCAACCCGCUUGAUACCGGGACACCCCGUUAAUACGGAGACUUUCCAUGGCCCCCUCAGUGUUGCGUGUUAACGUGGUUCGACUGUAUUGAGUAUUUUUAUAGAUCAUUCCUAUGAAUUCUCGCUAUGUAGUAAUUCAGAAGUUUCCAGAACCUACAAAGCUUUCUACUUUGACUGACUCAUUUUUGAUAGUCCUGUGACAAAGUGAUAAUAAGUGAUAAUGGCUACGUUCUUUGGACGCAGAAUUUUGGUAAGCAAUUCACUGUGCACCUGUGGCGGCGCCUAUUCUCUUUCGUAAACAAAGCGUUAGUCCUGUAAUGACCUCGUAGAACUCGCAUGUUGUUGGACUUGUGACUCACUGUAUAUAUCACUAUAUUGUUGAUUAUUUUUCAUUUCAGAAGAGAAGCAGAAGCAGCGGCCAUAGCCGCAGCAGCUGAAAAACAAAAGGUACCAGCUUGGAGUUUUAUUCAGUUUACCAGUUUAACUUUAACUUACAUGUUCAGGCCUUACAUGUUCCUGAUCGCCCACAUGUUACCUGGGCAUAAAAUCAUAGCGUAGUCUUUCAUCAUAAUUAGUUUGUGUUACUUUUUCUGACAAUUUCUUUUUCUUUCUAUUUAAUACUUUGUACGUUAUUUCUAACAAAGUGGACUACAACUGUAGUUGGUAUGGUUCUUCUGUUCCUUACUCAGUCCUUCCCCACUGCUCUCUAGCCUCGUGUCUGAUUUUAAUGACUUGUAUGCAGUUAAAAUGGUUACGUUAAAUUGCAUGUACCUUCAUCAGAGCUUUACUAGUUCUUGUUCUUAAAUUUUCCCUCCAGGCCGAGGCAGCUCGAAAUGUGGCCUCUCAGAACGUUCCCUCAAAUUUUAAAGACCUGAUACAGACGUUGGUAAGUGUCCGACACACAGACAUCCUGUUGUUAAUUUGUAAACAAUUUUUAAAAGAACUGCCUGCAUUUUGGAUUUCCUUAUGUAAUAUUUGUAGGUGGUACUGAAAUUAUAUUUUUGCUGAAAUGGAAAACAGCAAGAUUACUCUUGUCUGUUAACGUUGUAACCAUUUUGACAAUUCCAAAAAUCUUGUUGUUCCGACGGCAGCACAGCCUUAAUUAUUCUGUGGCUUAGAGACCUCGACAUUAAUUGCAAAAAACAAAAAACAAAAACAAACAGAAGAUUGGAUGGACCCUAGACAGACCUUCUACGCGGAGGACGAACCAUUGGUCAAAGCAUGCGUUUUUAAAAAUCGUGAACUGCGAUUGUGGCCUUUGCUCGUCCAUUUGUUGUUGUUGUUGUUUUUAAUUUUUUUUUAAAUUUUCUUUUUCUUACUUUCCACAAGAAAACUAACUUUUCGUUGUCGUUUGUUUUUCAUAGGCUGAAGACAACAAUCUUUUAUUCAUGCCAAUCCCUAACAGGCGCUUUGAAGGAAAAGCUUUGUAUUCUUUGGGGAAAGUGACUUUGUACAUC
Molecule: messenger RNA, 20702 nt
Organism: Porites evermanni
Lineage: Eukaryota; Metazoa; Cnidaria; Anthozoa; Scleractinia; Poritidae
Source: the annotation of a GenBank genome assembly